Rodentolepis nana is the source of this 282-nucleotide messenger RNA. NCBI's taxonomy places the organism in Eukaryota, Metazoa, Platyhelminthes, Cestoda, Cyclophyllidea, Hymenolepididae. The record is from the annotation of a GenBank genome assembly.
AUGUCCUGCCCACCCUCUCCCUCGCUUUAUACUCCUCCUCCUCCUCCUCCUCACCCUCCUCCACCACCACCGCCACCGCCACAUGCAGCGCGUUUAUGUAGCGUUCUCUGGCUGCUCGUGUUUACCUACAAAAUAACAAAUAUCUUAUUCCCGUUCGCUUGCAGGCAAAUUGAUCCUGAGAGAGAGAGAGCUGAAAUCGACCAUCUGGGAUUUCUCAAAGCGUAUGAGGCAGAUUGGCCAUGGUUGUUUAAUGAUCCUGCCUAUCAUACUGUUGGCUUGUAG